UGUGAGUACAAGAAAAUGGCAGAAGCCAGUAUCUCAGUAGAUCAGAAACAGUUCAGCUGUCCAGUGUGUCUGGACCUUCUCAAGGAUCCCGUGACUCUCCAUUGUGGCCACAAUUACUGUAAGGUGUGUAUUAAUGGUUUCUGGGAUGAAGAAGAUGUGAAGGCUGUCUACAGCUGUCCUCAGUGUAGAGAGACUUUCACUCCAAGGCCUGUUCUACGCAGGAACAACAUGCUGGCUGAGAUGAUGGAGAAACAAAAUAACACUGAACUCCAAGCUGCUUCUCCUGCUCACUGUUUCGCUGGACCUGGAGAUGUGGAGUGUGAUUCCUGCAUUGGAAGAAAACUCAAAGCUGUCAAGUCCUGUCUGGUCUGUCUGGCCUCCUAUUGUGAAGAUCAUCUUCAACCUCACUAUCAGUCUCCUGCCUUUAAGAAGCACAAGUUAGUGGAAGCCUGUGCAGACCUUCAAGAGAAGAUCUGCUCUCAGCAUGACAAACCGAUCGAGAUCUACUGUCGUGCUGACCAAAGCUUCAUCUGUUACUUGUGUAUGAUGGAUGAACAUGAUGGUCAUGAUACAGUUUCACCUGAGGCUGAAAGAACUAAAAAACAGAAUGAGCUAAAGGAGGAGCAAAGGAAAUUUAAGCAGAGGAUCCAAGAGAAGCAGGAGGAGGUACAGGAGCUGAAACGGGCUGUAGAUACUAUUAAGGUGCGUUCACAGGUGGCAGUAGAGGAAAGUGAGACAAUCUUUACCGAACUGAUCAGCCUUAUGGAGAAAAAGCGCUCGGAGGUGACGGAGCUGAUCAGAGCUCAGGAGAAAGCUGAACUGAGUCGAGCUGAACGACUCCUGAAGCAACUGGAGCAGGAGAUUGCUGAUCUUAAGAGGAGAGUCACUGAGCUGGAGCAGCUUUCACACACACACGAUCACAUCCACUUCCUCCAGAGUUUCCCGUCUCUCUGUGUUUCUCCUGGAUGUGAGGACUCACUGUACACUGUUAAUCUACAUCACACAUUUGAUGGAAUGAGGGAAUCUCUCUCAAAGAUGAAAACACAAGUUGAGCAAAUCAGUCCUCAAGCUGUAGCGUUAUUUCAGAUACAACCUUCACAGCUGACAAGCAGACAGAAUUUUUUGCAAUAUUUUAGAUCACUGACUCUGGAUCACAACACAGCACAUCCUACCCUUAUUCUGUCUGAGGAGAACAGAUCAGUAACAUAUGGUGAGACACAGCAGUACUCUGAUCAUCCAGAGAGAUUCGACUACUGGGAUCAGGUGUUGUCUAAGGAGAGUGUGUGUGGACACUGUUACUGGGAGGUGGAGUGGAGCGGUGAUGUGUCCAUAUCACUCUCAUAUAAAGAGAUCAGCAGGAAAGGAAAGGGUAAUGACUGUAGGUUUGGAUUCAACAGUCAGUCCUGGAGUCUGGUGUGUUAUCCUGCCUCUGUCUCUUUUUGGCACAAUGAUGUUUACACACAGAUCAAAGGUCAAGCCUCCUCCAGAAUAGGAGUGUAUGUGGAUCAUAGUGCAGGAACUCUGUCCUUCUACAGCAUCUCUGACACGAUGAGUCUCCUCCACACAGUCCAAACCACAUUCACUCAGCCUCUGUACGCUGGGUUCAAGGUAUUCAGAAAUAACUCAACUGUGAGGUUAUGUGACUCAUAUUAAAUGAUAGUAUAAGGCAGUGCCAGUGCCCGCCUUACAGCAAGGGUCUCGCACAGCAUUAAAAGUAUUUCCUUUUUAACACAAUCGAACAUAAAUACAUAAACAUAUAAUUAUGCUUGCAACAUAUGGACCCGUUUAACAUGAUACAAUUCACUAAGACGGUGGGGAAAAAAAUUCUUACCCUGCAUAUUA
Molecule: messenger RNA, 1842 nt
Organism: Clarias gariepinus (North African catfish)
Lineage: Eukaryota; Metazoa; Chordata; Actinopteri; Siluriformes; Clariidae
Product: tripartite motif-containing protein 16-like
Exons: 6
Coding region: 16-1653 (545 amino acids)
Molecular function (GO): zinc ion binding; protein binding
Source: RefSeq, a predicted model, not a curated record